AUGGCUCCGACAUCAGAGGAUUUGAAGCAGUUACGAGCCUCCCGAGGUUAUACUAAGGCUUCAAUUACCCGCCUUUAUAAUUUUACCAGCAAUGAAAAUGAUGUAGGUCUUAGUGCAAUGUUUGCCUUGGAGACAAAGCGUACAAGAAUAGUUGAGUUGUUUAACGAAUAUGAACAGUAUAACAAGGAGAUUUUAGCCUUAGACGAAGCAGACGCGGAGGAUGUAGCGGACUAUGAGGCAAAGUAUUACCACAUCCUCACGAUUCUAAACGAGGCAAUCAAAAACAAGUCCUCGCCCUCGUCCAAUGCACCUGUGUCAUCCUGUCAAAAUAACUACAAGGCCAAACUGCCUACCAUCAAAAUUGAUACAUAUACUGGAAAGUACAGUGAGUAUACGGGUUUCGUUAAUCUAUUUAGGGCCAUAAUACACAAUGACAGAUCCAUCGAUAAUGUCCAGAAAUUGUACUAUUUGCGCUCAUUUCUGGCAAAUGAACCCUUUGACUUGAUUAAGAACCUUCCUCUUGCUGAAGGCAGCUAUGAGGAGGCUCUUAAGCUUUUAGAGGAAAGGUAUAAUCAUAAGUUUAAAAUUGUAAAUGAGCACAUUAAUUCCUUGCUUGAUAUAAAUGCCUUGGUCAAAUCUAACCCAGUAAAUUUAAGACAGUUUGUGUCAAGUGUCAAACAAUCUUUGUCUGCAUUAAAGAACUUAAGUGUAAGUACUGAUAACUGGGAUCCUAUUAUAUUGGCUAUUUUGUACCGUAAAUUAGACACCUACACGUCACGGGCAUACCAAUUGGAGCGCGAUGACACCGAGGAGCCUACAGUCACCGAGUUCCUGCUGUACUUGGAGAAACGCGCCUUGGCACUGGAGAAUGCUGAGCCGUCGCCGACAGCCGGGAAGUCUCACCACAAAGCAGUAGUAAAUGUGACAGCGACUGCCUCGCCUGCCUGCAGCUAUUGUAAGUCUAAACACCGAAUAUUUGACUGUAGCAAAUUCAAGAUGCUUACUAGUAGUGAAAGGAUAGCUUUCGGCAAAAAUAAUAGCCUAUGCUCUGUCUGUCUAAACAAACACAAUGGUAAAUGCCGCUUUCAUUUCCGGUGUAGUACUUGCAAAGAAGCUCAUAAUACCUUACUGCAUCCGGCUCGAAGGACCAAUGUUCAGCGGUGCGGUGGUUGUAGCUGGUUCGUAGAGGUAGAAGAACAGAAACUCCGUCUUGUAGCCACAAAUAUAUUUUAUAUAAAAGUAGAAAAUUAA
This is a messenger RNA of Cydia amplana, 1251 nucleotides long. RefSeq lists its product as uncharacterized. Bases 1 to 1251 code for a protein of 416 amino acids. NCBI's taxonomy places the organism in Eukaryota, Metazoa, Arthropoda, Insecta, Lepidoptera, Tortricidae. The transcript has a single exon. The record is from RefSeq and is a predicted model, not a curated record.